Molecule: messenger RNA, 826 nt
Organism: Cimex lectularius (bed bug)
Lineage: Eukaryota; Metazoa; Arthropoda; Insecta; Hemiptera; Cimicidae
Exons: 6
Coding region: 97-693 (198 amino acids)
Source: RefSeq, a predicted model, not a curated record
CUUAGAAAACAGUAAUAUGCUAUUCAUUCGUUUUUUUUUAAAUCAAUAAGUUUAAAGUAUCAACGUACUCCUAUGAAAUCGUUCUAGAAAUCAUUCAUGACUGGUUUGGCAGACCUGUUCCUAUUGGUCAUGUUGAACUUUUUCUUAAAUCAACCACAUCCUGAAAAACCUGACGAAUCAAUAGUUGUGGAAAACGUAGAAAAGGCUCCAGACAUUCCGAAAGCGAAACAGAACAGGUGGAGGGCCUUACGAUUUGAUGCUAAACGCAAAUGUAUUGUCUUGUCCAUCGUACAAAUGGUGAUUUCCGUAAUAUAUUGCGUUACACCGUUAAUUGAUAUAUUCUAUUUUAGCGAAUAUUUUGUUAGGCGGAUGGGAAUAUUUCUAGGGACUUUUCUGGUGCCGACAAUGGUGACUGUGAAUACUUUGCUAUAUAUUCUAGAUAUAUUCAUGCAAGGGUUCUUCUUGUACGCAGUAAAAGAGGCGAAUGUACGCUACGUUCAAAUAGUAACAGUUUAUUCGGUAUUUUCGCCGUUGUUGGAAGCGACAAGAGUGAUUAUUUGCGUCAAUUUCGAAUUCAUCGCGGAGGUUUUGGCAUUCAGCUGUGCAUUAUUGUAUAGGUUGCUAUUUCUGUCCACCCUGCAUCAUUACCGGAGGACUCUUUCCACUUGUCAGGCCCCCUUCCUUCAGGAAUGAUAUUGCCAAAAUACAAAAAUGGAAAAAGGAGAUAACACAUUUGUCAGUUGCUAUUUUAAAUUUAUCUUAUAAUAUUUAAAGAUUAUAAUUAAAUAAAAUCAGUAAAAGGAAUAUAAAUUAAAAAGAGGUCGAA